Messenger RNA from Racocetra persica, 760 nucleotides. The record is from the annotation of a GenBank genome assembly. Lineage: Eukaryota; Fungi; Glomeromycota; Glomeromycetes; Diversisporales; Gigasporaceae.
UUGAAACUGAUGACUAUCAAGAAAGUGAUAGUGGUUUAGAAAAUAAUUCAAAAUAUCUUUUGCUUAAAGCUACAAUUUCAAAUGGAUGGAGCUUUCGUUGGGUUGAAAAUAAAGAUUCAAAAGAAAUUUUUACUUAUUUAAAUCCUACAUUAAAUCUUCCAACUCGAAAAUAUCUAAGUAGAAAAAUUUUAACAAAUGCAAGUUUAGAUAUAAUUUAUUUAAUAGAAAAAAAAGCUCAAUUAGAUACAAUUGAAGUACUUGUAUGGAAAGUGCAAAAUGUUAGUACAGAAAGAAGUAGAACUACAGAAAUUAUAAAAAAAAUUGAAACUUUAACUAAAAGUUAUAAGAAAGUUUUAUCUAUGGCACAAAUUAAAGGUGUACUUAAUCAAGCACGUAGAAAUCAAGAAAUUGAAAUGAUAAAAAAUAUGUACUAUUCAUCUUCAGCAAAAAUUAGUAUUGAGCCAGAAGAAUCUAAUGAACCGGAAGAAUUAAAUGAACCAGAAGAAUCUAAUGAAUCUGGUAAUUCAGAUUUAGAAGAUUUUGAAAGCGAAGAUAUGACAAGUGGUGAUAAUUGGGACAAUAUUAUGUCAAUACUAAACCAGAUGCUAAAUUAUGAAUCAGAGGCUAAUAUCGAAGAAAAUGAUGAUUUACAGGAUGAUGAUAAUAUUUCUAAUAAUAGUGCUUCUUUUUCUGUAAAUCGUAUUCAUCCUCAAAAAGAUCCAAAUGCUAAGUGGGAUUUGGAUACUUUAUUUUGUAUGGA